AUGCUGUUCACUAAGAUGUCUACCGCCUUGGCCCUCGCAGCUGGCGCCACUGGUAGUCCACUCAAUCGCCGUGCCGAUAGUGAGACCGAUUUCACGAUCUAUGCUUACGGCUCUGGUUCUGAAGAGAUCGGAGGCCUUCCUAUCAUAUCCAUUGAUAUUACCGCCACAGAAACCGGAGACAGCUUGGUAGCCACUCGACCGAAUCUUGGUACCAGUCUCUUCUUUGUCCCAUCAGAGCCUGGAGCCGUCGGCUUUACUAAUGCCACAAGCGACCCCCUUCACGUUACAACCGGGUUCGGGUUUUACGGGCAUGUACUUUUUAUGUCAGUGGACAGCACGAUGAAUACCCAGUGGUAUGCCGUCCCAACCAACACGAGCACUCUUUGGCAGGUCAUCUGGAAAGCGGAAUCAGAUGCAGCUAUUCCUAUUGCCUUGCGUAACAUCGCUCCAUCUUAA
Parascedosporium putredinis is the source of this 456-nucleotide messenger RNA. The record is from the annotation of a GenBank genome assembly. Lineage: Eukaryota; Fungi; Ascomycota; Sordariomycetes; Microascales; Microascaceae.